AUGACGGCGAUAUUUCCCAACCGAGCGCUGGUGCGGGCGAUUAGGUAUGAAAUAGCGCACGAAAUCAUCUUAUUUCCGAACGUUCUCGCAGAUUACCAUGAGGAUCAGAUCACCGAGUUGGUGGAGAAAAUUCGAUAUCACUAUUGGCACUUGGUACAGGAUCUGUGUCUCCUUGCUCGGCUCCUUGGCCCUGAUUCCCAGCUGCCAGUAGCUGGUACUGAGGCUGUCGAUGGCCAAACCCAAACCCUCAACUGUGACCACUUUCCGUAAGAUGUUUUUUCCUGGAAAUUUCUUGAAGGUUAUUGGCUCUGACGGGCAGUAUAGGUCGCCACCAUGUUCACCCGAGGCCACAUCGAACGGUCCGGUAGAGGUCCGGCACCCACCUGGUCUUGAUGGAAUACCAGUCCAAGAAGCAGGUUCUAGCUCUGCGGCUACACUUGUAAGCUACUCCGUUCAAGGAAUGCUUUGGUCUCUUUUCUAGAAAUGCGCUAACAUCUAAUACCUUUAAAGAACUUAGGGGAUUUGAUGGAAAAACUUAGCCUACAAGCGGUGCCUCUUGAAAGCGGUCUUUAGGCUAUGAAAUACAGGUUCUGAUUGUGUUCCAAUUUUUUUGGGUGAUUGAAAGUAUUUUUUUUUAUAUAGAUUGUUUAUCGCACCUGCGCUAUCCGGAAGUCAGCUAGCGCUAUAGGUUAGCCAUUUCUUUAUUCGGAACGGCACUAUAGACUAAAAACAAAAGUUACUUCCAC
This is a messenger RNA of Tuber aestivum (summer truffle), 746 nucleotides long. NCBI's taxonomy places the organism in Eukaryota, Fungi, Ascomycota, Pezizomycetes, Pezizales, Tuberaceae. The record is from the annotation of a GenBank genome assembly.